This is a messenger RNA of Haliotis rubra (blacklip abalone), 933 nucleotides long. Its product is annotated as macrophage mannose receptor 1-like. The transcript has 7 exons. The record is from RefSeq and is a predicted model, not a curated record. NCBI's taxonomy places the organism in Eukaryota, Metazoa, Mollusca, Gastropoda, Lepetellida, Haliotidae. The coding region runs from base 1 to 933 and encodes 310 amino acids.
AUGCCUCAAGGUUUUGGUGCCGGUGACACUCGCCCAACGACUGUUCCACAGACCAGUGCCAGCGACGGAGAUGACCAGUGUCCACAACAUGCUGAACCAGCAUCAGAACCACUCUCCAGUCAGUCUCGAGGAUGCGCUGUUGACAACUGGCGGAGGGACAUGGAUGACAUGACCAUGCAGCUCCACAAAUCCAUGACCAGGGGGUUCUGUGUCAAGAGAUGUGGUCAGAACGGCUACAGAUAUGCUGGCGUUCAGUACAGCUUUGAGUGUCGGUGUAGUAACAGUUUCGGCCUCUACGGGUCUGGUGAGGGUUGUACCAGGGAGUGCAGCGCGAAGAAUGGGCUCUCCUGUGGGGGCGGCUGGAGGAAUGAGGUGUUUGCCACCGGUGCAGUUCCCGCCAGUGCAUGGCCAAGCUGUGGUCCGGGAUCUCGCGGUGUAGUCUCUGGUGGGAAGUGUUACUAUGUUGGAGAGGAUCGACUCAACUUCUUUGAUGCUCAACGCGCAUGCGUCAAGAUGGGCGGUAACUUGGCAACCGUCUCCUCGGCAACUGAACAGGCUGACAUCAAGGCAUACCUCGGGCAGAGUAAGUUUCACAUUUGGAUCGGCUUGACGGAUGUUGCUAAAGAAGGAGCGUUCGUCUUCAUGGACGGCACACCGGCUACAUACAUCAACGGGGACCUCGGAUACGACAACUCAAGAAUCUACGACGACUUUGUUGGUACGCAAUGGACGUGGGUCAAAGGUACCAGUGGCGAGGCCGUCGAUGGCAAGAUGAAAACCGUUACCUCUGUCAGCUGCCAGCAUCCACCACCAUCGCUCCUCUUGAGAGCUGCGGACCUAACGGUGACGGACACAGACUGGGCAGCAACGGCAGGUGCUACAUCAUCCUCAACACCAAAACUGACCACGACACAGCAGAGUACCAGUGUUUAA